Molecule: messenger RNA, 4131 nt
Organism: Phytophthora sojae
Lineage: Eukaryota; Oomycota; Peronosporomycetes; Peronosporales; Peronosporaceae
Exons: 4
Coding region: 1-4131 (1376 amino acids)
Cellular component (GO): cytoplasm
Molecular function (GO): phosphatidylinositol-3,4-bisphosphate 4-phosphatase activity
Source: RefSeq, a predicted model, not a curated record
AUGCCGUCCACGCCCGCUCCCGCCCCUAAUGACGCCGCCGCCGCCGCUGUGCCGGACGACGGCCUGGUCUUCCUGCCGCAGGCCUCGCCGGCGCUCGAGCUGCUGUGCGUGGCGCUGUACCUGACGCUGGCGCUCGUGGCCGCCUGCCGCGCGCUGUCGCUGAGCGCGCGCGCCUCGGCCUUCCAGCGCAGCACGUUCCAGCGGCUCAUGGUGGCCUUCGCGCUGGCGCGCGGCGCGUCCUUCGUGGCGCAGGGCGUGCCGCGCAACCUGCUGAACCGCGCGGCGCUGUGCCUGUUCUUCAGCCUCGUGCUGUUCCAGACGCUCUUCUGGAUCGACAUCGCCAACCCCAAGGUCUCGCGCCGCUCGCGCCGCAUCUGGGUGGCCUUCAUCGUGGCCAACGGCGCCUUCUACGCCGCCGUGCUGGGGCUCUCGCUGCUGCACGAGGCCAAGGUGGCCGAGGCCCAGCACGCGCGCGCGCGGCUCGACCUCUCCGCGCUCUGGACGGGCGUGCUACCCGUGCUCUUCGUGGCCGCCGGCAGCUUCGUCAGCUCGCUCGGGCUGCUCUACUCGACGUGGCAGAUGUGCCAGCGCGUGGAGCGCGUGCUGCGGCCCUCGGGCGACGGCCUGCGCCGCCGCCUGGACGAGAAGGUGGAGAAGAAGCUCACGCGCGCGCUGCGCUUCACGAUCCUCGUCAUGGGCGCGUGCUCGGCGCUCUUCCUGCUGCGCACCAUCAUCUACAUCCAGCGGCCCUUCUCGCACCAGGGCUGCGGCGACAUCCACAGCGCCGACGUGUGCGUCGUGGUGGGCUACGCCAUCCCGGAGAUCGUGCCGUGCGUGCUGUUCCUCGUGCUCAUGUGGGAGGUCGAGCCCACGCUCGAGAUCCCGUCGCGCCGCAGCCUCAGCUACAACGGCGGCCGCGUCACGUCCGAGUCCACGCCGCUGCUGGACCACGAAGUGCUGCCACGCCCGCUGUUGGUGGCGGCCAAGAAGUUCGCGGACGGCAUCGGAGCUGCCUCGAGCCACGCAGUCACGCAGCCCAACUCGCCACCGGGCGGCUACUUGACGCUAGGCCGUCGUCCGAGUCCGCUCUCGCUGGGUCUGGGCAACGGCGUGCUGGACCGCGCCAAGCGGCGACUAGCGCUCGUGGUUCGACAGCAUUUAGGUGGUGGACACAAGGAGCAGCAGCCGAUGGACAGACAGGCAACGCAGCUGACUGUUUCGGACGGAUCAUGGGGCUACCACUCGAAAUGGCCCGCGCAGGCUGCUUCGACAGUGCCGUGCGCGUGGCUGUCGUUCCAGUGCUUCAACCUGACGCUGCCGUCCAAGUCGUCCGUGAGGUCCUCGUCGUUCGUUGUGCUGCAUUUGAUGAACGCGGAGACAGGAGCGGUGAUGGCUGAGGUUGGCCGCACCGAGGUCUCGCACUCGGAGGACCCGUGCUUCCACAUGAUGCUGGCCGUUGAAAUGCGCGAACACGAUCUGCUACGCGCGUCGGUGUACUCGGUCCGCAACCCGAACUCGCUGGACGAUCUUGACAGCCAGUGGCUCGUGGGCGACCCGCUCGUCCCGUUGUCGUCGUUUAUGACAGGUUCAGCUCCAGCAAUCGGACGCGCAUCCAUCUUCUCGUUGUAUUCCCCGUUGUCUCGAACGCAGUCUUCUGGAGAAAUUGUUAUUCGUUGUGAGGCGGAGGUGAAGGGGCUACAUGCUGGAAUGUCCACCGACGGGCUGGAACGUAUUACACGAUCAUUCAUGUAUAUUGGAAUCAAGAACACAGGCGCCGAGGAUGCCUCAACAACUCCCGAUGAUUCGGGAUACUCCGAGAUAGCUCAGCAAAUGAUUCACCUUGCGUCAACCUCCCAACGCUCACAAGGCAAGAUGCUGGUGGAAGAAGAGCUGAUCGAGAGUGUGUACACGUGGGAAGUCCCGUACCAAUUGCUGCAGUUGAUCCUGUCGGAUUUACUGGUGAAGCUCGAUAUACUCAAACGCGAGAUUGCGCUCGACGAUGGCGAUGAUAGUUCAUCGUCAACCCCUUCAAGUCAACUAUCGACUCCUAGCGUCGGUGGUUAUUCACUCCCCUCGGUGAUCCCCGCCUCACCAAGGGCCCUUGGCACCAACCGCAUUAGACCGGCAACCAGCAUCGGUAUGCUCUCCGAGAUGAUCAUCCAGAUUCAAGACGAUGUUAUUGAACGUAAGAAGCGAAAGUGGCGCUUGGAUCUGGUCAAGACAAUGGAGCAGUACAUUUCCGAAGUGGAAGACUCGAUUUUGCGGUACGGAGCCACCCAGCACGCGGGGCUCACGUUCAAGCCCAGCACGAUGAAAGCAGACGCCGAUCUUCGCUUCCUGGCGCUUAACCUCCAUCAGCAGCUGAUGACGGUCGGCAAUGCAGCUCCCACGUCGGAAAACGACGUCCGGUAUGGCGACGAGACAAGUGCUGCGCGCUACGCUCGCCUCGUGAACUCGUUCGUUGGCGCGCUCAUGUCUUCGCCAUUGCACGUGUCGGGAGAAUCCAGCGUGAAUGGACGACAGACCGAUCUCGAUUCCGUGCAGUUUAUCGACGACGAUAUCAAUGACGAAGAUGAAGUCGCUUCAUCUCCGCCUCCCGGUGAAUUGCCGCUGGAACCUGUCGAGGCGCUACGUCGGCGCGUGAUUUCGUUUGAUUCUGCCGAGACGAUUGUCAACAAGGGAGCUGCUGGCCAGGAUGUGGCUGUUCCAUCGGAGCAGCGGAAGCUGGCAGAAACUCUCGUGGCGAUGGGGAUCACCGAGGAGGAGUUCCAGAGCAUCUACGGACUGGACGAUAACCUGAGGAAAGCAUCAAUGUCGAUUGAUACGAACGCUAGAUCCCGCCCUCCCUUUUACAAACACAGGAUGUACGGUACAACCACAGUUGGAGCCUUUGCGGCGCACGUGUACGGGUUCAAGAGUGGCGGGGUGCGGCAGAUGCGUGAAGAGCUGGAGAGGCUUCAUGCGCGCUUAGUGAAGGAAGCCCAGGCGAGCUCGGACCUUACGAUGGACGCGUUGGAACGCAAGUACAACGAGCUCAAGUGGGACGUAGAGCGCCGCCUUGAAGUCGCAUUUUGCCAGGCGAUGAGUGCGCUGGUCACGUGCUUCCAGCAGACGCUGUACGUGCACACGCACGACCACCGGGACUUUGGGCCUUACCCUCUAAAAGCUUGCGGCAUCGACUACCUGGAGAUGCUCACGAGGGUUGGCUUCCUGUUUUCGGUUGAAAGUCUUUUAUCUACGUAUGGCAACGAGCUUGGAAUGCUUGGCGAUACGGAGGCAGCAGUCAAGGAGCUUGGGAGGGUUCACAUCAAGCUGAGGCCUGUGAAGUCCCCGCGCGCUGCUGCUUUCCGCGUCUCCAUCACGUCUGGCCCCUCGGGUAUCGUCAUCGAGCUUCCUAUCAUCACGCGUCGCGCCAGCGAGUUUCCGGAUCGAAGUAUGCACCGCGUCCCGGGCCAGGACGCAGUUUCAGGCGCCAUUUACUUGUCUCUAUCGACGCCGGAGCAGAAGAUGCGGGCCAAGUUUCUAUUCCAGAAGCCCAUCCGAGUGGUGCCGGUGAUCUUCUCGCAGGGACUGAACGAGAUGCAGACGGUCGCGAACACCGUGGGCAAGGCUUCUCUCCAGAAGGAGAUCAAUAUGGAGUACGUCGUCCAGCUGGAAGCCUACGUCAACAAGUUCGCCGACUGGUGCCUCAAGAAGCAGCGUCGCGACAAGGCCCCCGCUCCGAUUUACGAUGCCGAGGACCUCGACCGCAUCCAGGCCUCCCUCACGGCGCUCACGGUAAGCAUCCAGCUCUCGGGCCGGUCCAAGCGGAUGUCGAUUCUGAGCCUGUCGUCAUCCAUUGCGCGCUGCGUUGGCGGCGGGCGUGUGACAAUGUGCAAAUCGGCCAAGGACCGGACUUCCAUGUCAAUCACCCUCGAGGAAGCCAACUUGCUGGUGCGUUCGCAUGGACUGGUGGCCGACGACAUGGGGGCCUUCACCAAGCUACUCCGCACGUACGGCGUUCGACGCGAAAACGCUCGCAAGAACAUUGGCAAGGCGCAGUACUGCUUCAGCGCGCUGCAGAACUACAUGCUGCCGCAGGACUACCAGUGCCCGCCUGGUACAGGGGGCGGAAGUCGCGCGUAUUCGUAG